Messenger RNA from Prorocentrum cordatum, 1362 nucleotides. The record is from the annotation of a GenBank genome assembly. Lineage: Eukaryota; Dinophyceae; Prorocentrales; Prorocentraceae.
AUGGCUGAGGAGAAGAAGAAAAAGAAAAACAGGGAGGUCGGCGACAAUGGCCAGGGCAAGCUCCUCUCCAUCCAGCCGGAGGAGAAAUCCACGCCCAUCGACACCUCCAAGUGGCCCCUGCUGCUGAAGAACUAUGGCAGCAUGCUCGUACGCACCGGCCACUACACGCCGCUGCCGUUCGGCUGCUCCCCACUGAGCAGGACCAUAGCUGACCACAUGCUGUACGGGAUCAUCAACUUGGAUAAGCCAGUCAACCCAUCGAGUCACGAGGUUGUGUCAUGGAUAAAGCGCAUCAUGAAAUGUGAGAAGACUGGGCACUCCGGCACGCUCGACCCCAAGGUGUCUGGCUGCUUGCUGGUUUGCCUCAAUCGUGCCACCCGCCUGGUCAAGGCGCAGCAGUCGGCAGGGAAGGAGUACGUCUGCAUAGUGCGAUUCCAUUCAGAUAUCGGAGGCGGUGCAAAGGUCCAGCGCGCCCUCGACAUGCUGACGGGGGCGUGCUUCCAGAGGCCUCCUGUCAUCUCCGCGGUGAAGCGUCAAUUGAGGGUCCGGACGAUCUACGAGGCGAAGCUCUUAGAAUACAACUCGAAGAGGCAUAUGGCCAUCUUUUGGACCUCGUGCGAGGCGGGCACCUACAUCCGGACGAUGUGCGUUCACAUGGGUCUCAUCUUGGGCGUGGGAGCCCACAUGGCGGAGCUGCGCCGCGUGCGCUCCGGAGUGUUGGACGAGAACAAGUACAUGUCUACGAUGCACGAUGUUCUCGAUGCCCAGUUUAUGUACGAGAACCUCCGGGACGAAAAGUACAUUCGACGUGUGGUGAUACCGCUGGAGUUUCUCCUCACGACGUACCCGCGCCUAGUUGUCAAGGACAGCGCCGUGAACGCCAUUUGCUACGGCGCCCAGCUGAUGAUCCCGGGGGUCUUGCGCUUCGACAAGAACAUCGAGGUGGGCUCUGAGAUCGUCAUGAUGACCACUAAGGGCGAGGCGAUCGCUACAGGCAUCGCUCAGAUGACAACUGCAGUGAUCUCGUCCGUUGACCACGGCGUCGUGGCGGUGAUCAAGCGUGUGAUCAUGGAGCGCGACACCUACAACAUGCGCUGGGGGUUUGGGCCCCGAUCAAGCGACAAGAAGAAGCUCAUCCUCGCUGGGAAGCUCACCGAGAAGGGGAAGCCGAACGAGAAGACGCCCAGGGCGUGGCUCUUGGGCCAGGGGAGGUGGAGCUGGCUUCCCAAGCUCACCGCCGCCGGUGCGGACGAGGAGACCGUCGAGGAGCCGAAGGCGAAGAGGAAGAAGGACCAGGAGGCCGCGGAGGCCGUGGAUGAGGAGGAGCAGCCAAAGAAAAAGAAAAAGAAGGCGACCGAGUGA